GGUGUUUUACGCCGUACUCAAAAAUAAUUCACUUAUACGACAGCGGCCAUCAUUAGAGUGGGAGGAAACCGAACAGAGCGCGGGAUCAACUCAGGGUUAUCCGCAGGUUGCUGGCAGACGUUCCCCAUGUCUGUAGAGGAAACCAGCAUGGGCUGGACUUGAACUCACAACGGUUUCAGUUGUGAGAUGCUCUUGGGUCAUUGUGCCACGCUGGAACACUAACCACCUAGGCCAGGAAAGCCUCAUUACUGAUGAUAUAUGACAGUCAGACCUCACGAGGUCCAGGAGCCAGGAUGACCACAUAUCCAACAUGCUAACAGACAUAAGACAGUAGCCAAUUUGGAACUUCAGGUCAACAGACAAUGAACUUGAUGAAAUAUGGAUAGAUCUUUACCUGUGGGAUGAUCGACAGCUACGACCCUAAGCAUUGUAAAGGAGUAAUUGGACGGGAUGGGGAAAUUUAGCUGAAACAAGGAACAUGCUUCCAUGGCUAAAGGUGCUGCCAGUCUGAAAAUGGUGGUUUUCAUUUCACACUGAGAUGCCAGUCCUGGUAAUGACAUCGGUUGGGGCGCACAUGUGGGAACAAAUGAAAACAAAGAAUUUUUACGCUGCUCUGCUGUUGGUGUUUGUGUCACUGGUGGCAGUGUGGCUGGUAGUUAGUCCAGCUCCAGAUUUGCAUACCAUCGUCUCAGAUGCUCACAAAAAAAUAUCCAACCUGAAAAAUUUACGCCCCAAUCUCAAGAAGGCUCAGGAGGUUGAGGUUGACCAGGUCUACCUUCACCUUUUAGGAUUCACAAAAAAUCCUGUGCUUUUUCCCAACAAAGUGUUCAGGGCCACUGAUGAGCAGCUACCUGUGAUCAGUAGCAGUAUUGCUUCAGGGGAGAUAACCCAAGCUAUUCAUCUGCUGAAGACAGCUCACAGAUUUUUGCCUUCUAAACUUGUCCUCUUCUUUGACCUUGGACUUGACUACAGCGACCUUUCUUUGUUGCGAAGUCAUUGUAAUUCAUCCACAUCGUGUAUUGUGAAAAAACUGGACUUUUCCAAAUUUCCCUCUCAUGUAGAGUAUAAAUAUAUGAAAGCAUACCGGCCCUUGUGCAUACAGACUGCUCUGAGGGAGUUUGGGUCAGUGAUCUGGGUGGACUCUCACAUGUAUUUCAUAUCAGAUCAGCUAAAUCAGUCUUUGACUCAGGCCCAGGAUGUAGGGUUGGCAGGCUGGGUGAUCAGCAACCCUACAUCAGCUGUAACGCAUCCUAAAAUGUUUGAGUACUUCAAGACUGAGCCAGAUAAAUAUUACUUCCACCAUGCUGUGGAAUUGAACCAUAUAAUUGUGUUCAACACACCGCACAUCCACAAGGAACUCAUGUUACCCUGGGUAAAGUGUGCACUGACUGAAGACUGUAUCAACCCCACUGGGGCUCAGAACACUGGGUGUAACUACAGAAGGCGCCCAUUUUUCCGCUACUCAGGGUGCCAUCAUUACGACAUGUCAGCGCUUAAUAUCAUCUUAGGUUUGAUCUUCAACUUUAGUUCACAACAAUAUGCAGUAAAUGAUGGAGUGCGUGUUUUUGACCCCAUGUAUAAAAUAUCAGAAACGGGUGCCAGAAAUAUUUCUUUUAUUGGCGGAGAUAGAUACAUCGCCGAGUGAUGUGAUCUUCUGUACUCAUGGUGUGUUCAUAAUGUGUUCAUGGUAUGUUCGAAGCGUUUAUUUGCUGGGAUAACUCACUUUUCUGCAUUCUGAACAUACCUGUGGUGGUCUGCCUACAGUCAAUAUGCAGUGAUCCGAAUGAAGCAAGAACCAGAGAUGAACAUAUGUGUGGUUGUAUUGCUACAGUCAAUGUGUCUAGUGUACAGUAUGACAACAUGACGGAGAUACCAGGGAACAGCAGCUGGAGAGAUGAACAUACCUGUGGUUGUCUUGCUACAGUUAGGAUGUGUAGUGUAUACUGUGACAACCAGAGGGAGAUACCAGUGAGGCAAGCACCCAGAGAGAUGAACAUACCUGUGGUUGUCUUGCUACAGUUAGGAUGUGUAGUGUAUACUGUGACAACCUGAGGGAGAUACCAGUGAGGCAAGCACCCAGAGAGAUGAACAUACCUGUGGUUGUCUUGCUACAGUUAGGAUGUGUAGUGUAUACUGUGACAAACUGAGGGAGAUACCAGUGAGACAACCACCCAGAGAGAUGAACAUACCCGUGGUUGUCUUGCUACAGUCAGUAUGUGUAGUGUAAACUAUGACAACAUGACGGAGAUACCAGUGAACAGCACCUGGAGAGAUGAACAUACCUGUGGUUGUCUUGCUACAGUCAGGAUGUGUAGUGUACACUGUGACAACCUGAGGGAGAUAGCAGUGAGACAAGCACCUGGAGAGAUGAACAUACCUGUGGUUGUCUUGCUACAGUCAGGAUGUGUAGUGUACACCGUGACAACCUGAGGGAGAUAGCAGUGAGACAAGCACCUGGAGAGAUGAACAUACCUGUGGUUGUCUUGCUACAGUCAGUAUGUGUAGUGUACACUGUGACAAGCUGAGGGAGAUAGCAGUGAGACAAGCACCUGGAGAGAUGAACAUACCUGUGGUUCUCUUGCUACAGUCAGUAUGUGAGGUGUACACUGUGACAACCUGAGGGAGAUAGCAGUGAGACAUGCGUGUACGUAAUGAUACCUGGAGGGAGUUCUGGAAGAAACUUUGUCGAGGAGCAAAGCAGACUCAAGUGGAUGGAACUUUGGAUGAACAUUUUUCCCAGUGAGAUGAACGUGUGUGAUCUAUCCCAGGUGUGACAAAGUGUUUGUGCAGUACAACAUUUUGAUGUCUUGGGAAAGGUUGGGUGAAAAUCUGGCCAGCUGUAUUUGGUAUGUGUACUCCGAUUUGUGUAAACUCUGUCCAUGAACUACAGUGUGGCAAUGAACACAUAUAUUAAUUUCUGUAAAAGCAAAUGGACAAUGUGUUCUUGGAUCAGCUGAAAUGGCUGAUCACUUGAGCAAUAGUGAUACUUUUGGAACAGUGUUUGUUAGCAAUUUGGCUAUGUUAAAAUGAGGGCCUUGCCCACAAGUGAAAGUAAUCACAGUUUGGGUAGGAAUCACAGUUUUGUCUAGGAAUCACAGUUUGGGUAGGAAUCACAGUUUUGUCUAGGAAUCACAGUUUGGGUAGGAAUCACAGUUUUGUCUAGGAAUCACAGUUUUGUCUGUUUAUGACCUUAUUACUUAUAGGAGGGAUUGAUAAGGAAGCUUUAAAUCUUGACUGACUACAUAUACCUGCCUGACUUCCUUCUAGUGAUCAAAAUUAGAACAAAAACGGAGACCAGGUCAGGGUGACAGGCUAUACCUAAGAGGUAGAUGACAGAAAUUUUAGUUCAUUUCUGGAGCAUUUUUUUCUUACAAGAGUUAAUAUCUAGGUCAUAUAUUGUGCUUCAAAUUUUGUUACUUUUCCCUUUCAAAGAAGAAAAAGUAAGAAACAUUUUUUUGAGUUGCAAUAGGAAGCUCAGCAAACACAUUCCCUAGGUCACCUGAACUUUGUGCUUCUUAUGAGUUGGUGUUAGUGACGUAGUGGGAGAAUAGAGGGGUUAGGUCUGUUGGAUAAGAGUGCAUGUAAAUUAUUUAAUUUAUUGGUAUGAGUUAAAUUCACUGGUGCAAGUUAGUUUGUUAAUGGCAGCUAGUUUGUUGCCAGUAUGUAAUGAUUUGUUCCCAGUACCAGCUGAUUUGUAGCCAGUAAAAGUUGAUUUGUUCAUAUGGUGGGAGUAGGAUGAAUUUCAGGUUUCUCAACAAGUAUGAUUUCUGUUUUCUAGACCUGUGAGAUGCCAGGUUAGGCAGGCUCAGAUGGGUUGCAUGUGUGUACCAGGAAAUAUGUUCUGGAUGUCUACAUGUUCGUGAUGAAGGGGGAUAUAUGGUUUCAUCUUUAGUCUGCUGAAAUUCCUCCAGCAAUACAUUUGUAUAUUAGGUCAUCAUUAAAAAUAUUUUCAUCGAGGGCAACUCAACCGACUGUCCAAAACAGGGUCAUAUUUUGAUGUUUUUAGCUGGCCUUUGGUAGAAUUUCUUCUUUUUUUUUCUUUUUUCUUUCAGUGUUAAUUUCUUUAAAAUUCUUUAAAAUCUUUUCACUAGCCAGGAUAAAGAAAAUAAAUUUCCCUACUGGCCUAUCCGAUUUUUUCUGUUAGAUUUGCAUUUUUCCUACUCUCAUAAAUGUGAAAUGUUCUUUUAAUAGUAAAUAUAAAUGUAUUUCAUUAAACAUCAGUGAACGAAGAACUCUGCUUCUAUGCCACCUACAGGUGUAAGUAUUCACUAGUGGAGUACUCAGCCAAAUUUACUCCAUGUACACUAAAGGGCAUGCUGACAGAUAUGAAUUUCUUCUACUAUGACAAGGAUUACAAUGUACAUUUCAUAUACAACACAAAUGUAUACAUAUCUGGGAAGUGAAUGUGACGAAAGAGUCAAGAAUGCUUUGGAAUGCAUUGUUUGUCUUUUGGGGAUACAAAAUAAACGUUAAAUUAUUUGCAUGUGUAUUUUCAUGUCUAAGAUGUAUUUAGCUUUGCACAACUUUAUGACACAUGUUGAAGAAAAGUAUUAACGCCAUGUUUUGAAGGCCAAUCUGCGGAUAGUCUUGGGUUUCCCCCCACCAUAAUGCUGGCCGCUGCCAUGGAAGUGAAAUAUUCUUGAAUACCGCACAAAACACCAAUCAAAAUAAAUAAAUGAAUCUUUUGCAGGUGUAGUUGGAGUAAAGAUAAUCUUAUAUUUACUGCACGCUGCACUGGUAUGCAGUCAGGUAGUCGGUGAGCACGCUUCUGAAUCAAUUCACAGGGAAAUCCAUGUAGGAGGACUUGUAUGUGGUAAAUGAACUGUCAUGAAAUAUACAUUCUUGAUUUUCCUGCAUAUUUUGCUGAUUACUUUGUGAUACAUCAGGCUGUACAUACAAAUGUAAUAUCUAAUAACAUCACUAGGUAAUAAACAU
Messenger RNA from Liolophura sinensis, 4935 nucleotides. RefSeq lists its product as uncharacterized. The coding region runs from base 539 to 1645 and encodes 368 amino acids. The record is from RefSeq and is a predicted model, not a curated record. The transcript has 6 exons. NCBI's taxonomy places the organism in Eukaryota, Metazoa, Mollusca, Polyplacophora, Chitonida, Chitonidae.